CCUUCCCCAGACCACGGCUCAGCUACAUCAUCAUCCCUUCAAUCCUCUCAAUUUUUUAAAAAAGUUCCUCAGUUGCUGCACCAGUCUGUGAUUUACCUCAGGCCUUUCCCUGAAAAAAUCUCAAUUGCGCUGCCGGGCAGUGAAAUAUCGCAUCGCAACGACAUACGGCAACUGCAUAUAGUCGUAGCAUUUCCUUCGUCCGGAUUUGGCUGGAUUGUCGUAGACUACAGAGUUUUUCUCACGACAAUUACUCAAGAUGUGACAUAAAGCACUCCGAAUUGAGUCCUCUCUAGUUCAAGCCCUUAUGAGAAAAUUCAUAAUUAUACAACUCAAUCCCGCCCAGAAAUAGCGAGACAAAGUGGAUGUCAGCCCAGACAAGCAAAAACCGACUUUAAACGAAAUUUAAAAAAUAAGCAAGUAAAUUAUUCAUUGACUGACUGGGUGAGUAAGGUGAGACUGUGUGGUGCUAAAGUUAGGGAACAAGUGUCAUAGGGACGAGGUGUCAUUACUUAUUCAAGACGUGCCCUGCCCAGUGGUUUAUUAUUAUUCCAUGGCGAGCCUCCAUUAGCAUUAACUUGCACUUCGACUUCAGACGCGACGCCAGAUCUAGACGCGCUAUAAAUAUUCUACUUUCUGGGUGGCAUCUCUCUCUCUCUCUCUCAACUUAUUUGACUGACCUAUUCAUCGAAAUUUUUGACGUUGGUUUGGCUUUAAAUAUUUAAAUGAUAUUGACCCCUGCAGCUUAUAUGUAUAUGUGUAUGCACAUAUAUAUAAAUUGUACUGAUGUAAUUUGAAUAGGUUAACUGAACUCUAUAUUCAUGGCACAUGCGUAUGUGCAUCAGCCAUGGACGCGUAAAUAAAAAGUUUCAAAUUACAUAAUAAAGUAUACACAGUUGUAGUGAAAAGUUGAUCUUUGUAGGUAAAACCUUUGAAGGGUAAAAAUGGAUAAUUUGUCAACAGGCACAAAUUUUAGCAUAAUAAGUACAAGAUCAAAUAUCCAAUAAUGAGGUACACAAACCACUUCACUGGAUGGAAAGAAUGGAAACAUUACAAUAGCAUUUUUAUCUCUGUAUUAUUUUAACAUUGUUGUAGAUAGUAGUGUGGCGGCGACUGUGCUCUGAUCUCGAUGAGAUGAGCUUCAUCAACCCCAUGAAAAUUAAAUUAAAUCUUGGAGCAAGAGUCAAAAGUUGGGCUAAUAAAAAUAAAAGUUGAACGUGACAAUAUAUGUAAGACCAGCCAGACAAGAAGUGUGAGUAGAAUUGACUAUUUUGUGGAGGAGAUGAGACUUUUGUAAUCAUUCUACGCAAAGGACUUGCCCAGUCGAGAAGCAACUUUUGUUUAGCUCGUCUUCUCAUUGUCUUGGUCUUCUUGAUCAUCCCUCGAUUCACCACUCACGGCAACACAACCACCAACACGGGAGGGCGAAAGAGGAGCACAUUAUCAUUUUAUGAAUCAAACCAGAUAACACAUAUAACCAAAAGUUGGUAGUAAAUUUUUAGUAGUAGUAGUUCUCAAAGUUGGCUUUUUUUACAAUAGCUUAUGCCAUGUGUAGUAACUACUCUUGCAGCAAUUAUAAUCUACACAUCGACAUUAAAUUUUACUUCAAUAAUACUGUAAUACCGGUAUGACAAGUAUUAAAUUGCUGGCAGCUGUGAAAAGUUUGUUCUUGGUGAGUUUCAGUUUCACUAUUACGGAGGAGGGGCAGUCUUUUGUUGCAUAGGUUGGAGGAAGUUGGCGGCUGUGAAACAUAUUCAUUUCGAAUAUGCCGUGGGUGCAAUGAAAUGAUAAGUUCAAAAAGUCUCCAUAACCGAAUAUACUGGUGCCAAAAUUUUUGGAGUAUGUGUGAGUAGUUGAACUCUAGUAGUAGCAGUAAGCAGCACUCUGAAUAGUUGACCAUUUAAUUCCUUCCUUCCGGUGGUACAAGUGCCAUGUCACUGGUGGACACUUAUCACACUUGCUCCCCGGCAGUCGUGUGGUGGUGACCUGUAAAAGGUGUGGACAUCAAGACUAUGCAAUUCCAUGGUUGGGGUCCUUGAGCUGAAAACAUAAAACAAUAAUGUCCCAUGGUCACUUCACCACCAAAGUGACACUUUUGUACUUUCUCCUCGCAUUAAGUUUCCUAUCAUGUGAAAGAGUCUGCAGUGUCCUCGGUAGUGAAAGCAGCAGGGAUGAGUCCUCUCCAAAAUAUGAGGAGACCAUUCGCAAAGAGAUGAUCAAAGUGCAGAUUCUUCAGAGGUUGGGGUUGGAGCAAAAGCCUCACGUAGAUGAUGCACACAAACUUUCGAAGGAUCUCGCUCUCGAAAUUUUGAGGAGAACUGACAAUUUACAUCAGUCUGGUGGUGGGUCCACGUCCUCGGAUACUAAUUCCACCACCAUUCAGACGACCGAGGAUGACAAUAACUUUGCAAAAACCUCGGAGAUUAUUUCAUUUCCUGACAAAGGUCCUAUUCUCAAUGGGCACACCCUAUUGUCUUUUUCAUAUGCUGGGAACCACGCGUAUGGAAUGGGAGUGCGGGUGAAAAGAGCAGACUUAUGGGUGAAAUUCGAUUAUAGAUCUUUAAUGGGCAGACAUUUUGGACACCUUUUACACCCAAAAGGGGUGAACCUGUAUAUUUUUCACAUAGUUGGGAAUUCUAAUUCCAAGAAAACUCCUUUAAAUCAUACAGUCCAUCUAACAAGUCAGGACGUGGAGAUGGACCUCGUGGUUUCCAGAACCAUAAUGCUCGACUCGCUCGGUUGGCAAAAGUUGGAUAUUACUCCAGUGGUGCAGAAGUGGUAUAAUAAAAACAGCCGGCACAGAAUCCGGCAUGGAAAUCACCAGGGAAAGAAUCAUCAUCCACGAGAAAAGCUAACCCUACUCGUGGACUGCGCUGGCUGUGCCAAUUCCAUCCAUCCAAUUACAUUUAGUCAAUCAAAUACUGUGAUCACAAAUGAGAGAAAGGAUUCCCCAGACCUCAUGAGGGAUGACUUUCACCAAGAGCCAUUAGAUACCUCUGGCCAGGUCCACUCCGAAGCCUUUGCUGAGAGGGACGAGAAUGAGAUUCCCUUCCUAGUUUUAGAAACAGAAACCGCACCGAACGCUAGAAGAAAUCGUCGAAGAGCUUUAGAGUGUGGUCCGAGAGUGAAACAUUGUUGCAAGCAAAGAUUUUACGUCAGUUUUCACGAACUCGGUUGGGACGACUGGAUAAUAGCUCCAAAGGGAUACUAUGCUAACUAUUGUCGAGGUCACUGUGGAGGUCCAUUCCGAACUCCUGACACCUAUCAUUCGUACCACGCUCACAUAAUCGAAGAGUACCGAAGAACAACCGAUGGGCAAUCAAAUCUGGAAGGAAUCACGCCUUGCUGUGCCCCCACAAAAUUUGCUCCAAUGUCUCUCAUUUAUUUUGGGCCAGACUACAACAUUAUAAAAAGAGACCUUCCUAAAAUGAUUGUAGAGGAGUGUGGCUGUCCAUGAGCAAAAGUACUAGAGCCUCAUUUCUAAAAAAAACACUAUGAAAAAGGUAAAAUUACAAAACAAACUUUCUCGUAUAAAUGAAAUGGAGAAAGUAACGAAGAUUCCCAACGACGGAAAGACUGCCCACCGAGAAAGACCCGAUUAAUUGUUUUGAAAGGGCUUUCGGCCAGUUGUGAUAUGAUUUCGAAUGCGUAAUGUAGCAAUCGUAGAUUUCCUCACGCCAGGUUCAUUGUUCGAGUAUGUAAAAUAUGAAUCGUGAUCUUGUCACUCAUUUUAUCGUACUAUUAUCGCAAUUAUUACUGUUGUGUUCUUUUGUUUCCAAACGCAGGAGCCAUUUUGCAUAAAAGGUUCUGUCUUCAGUUCAGGUAAUAAAGCUGCCAUUAUUUUGGCUGUAUUUAUUCAAAUGUCAUAAAUAUAUUAUUGCAGUAAUAAUAGUUGGGUUGAAAACGAUAAUUUAGAUACAUAUGCAUGUACAGUACAGUACAUUUAGUGAUAAAAUUAUUAUACUUAUAUGAAAUUGUUCUCCAGUUUCAAAUCACUCAAAAUAGUUGAAGUAAAUGAGGAAUUGCGGAGAUAUACCUUCCAUCACUGCCACUGUCGACUUAUAUAAUGCCAGAUUGACCGUCAUGUCAAUGGGUUUAAUUAGCUUAUCAGUUUGUGUGUGUAAACUCAAUCCAUUUUAAAAGUUGUCAAAACUCAAUUUUAUUGCAAACAAUGUCACAUACGAAAAACAAGACUUUUUUUACCAGAGAAAGAGAAAGAGAAUCGGAACUCGCUGUGAAGCAUAUUAAAUUGUAUUUGUAUUGAAGCAAGUUAAAUGUGAUUAAAGCUACUUUAUAGUAAUAUAAUCAUAAUGAAUAACUAUUAAAGUAGUUCAACGCGAUUGCAUAGUGAGAAAUUGUGUCACCAAGUAGAAAUUAUAAAAUCUUGGUAAUAAAAACUUGAGAAUCUUUCAAAUUGUAAGAUGCGGAAAAAUAAAUGCGAGUGUUAAAUUCAAGUCACAUUAA
Folsomia candida is the source of this 4461-nucleotide messenger RNA. RefSeq names its product inhibin beta chain (gene Actbeta). Lineage: Eukaryota; Metazoa; Arthropoda; Collembola; Entomobryomorpha; Isotomidae. The transcript is spliced from 7 exons. Gene Ontology annotation, biological process: SMAD protein signal transduction; urea transmembrane transport. Gene Ontology annotation, molecular function: urea transmembrane transporter activity; growth factor activity; cytokine activity. The record is from RefSeq and is a predicted model, not a curated record. The coding region runs from base 2057 to 3454 and encodes 465 amino acids. Gene Ontology annotation, cellular component: membrane; extracellular region.